Dendronephthya gigantea is the source of this 3191-nucleotide messenger RNA. RefSeq names its product gamma-aminobutyric acid type B receptor subunit 2-like. Gene Ontology annotation, biological process: G protein-coupled receptor signaling pathway; gamma-aminobutyric acid signaling pathway. Gene Ontology annotation, molecular function: G protein-coupled GABA receptor activity. The record is from RefSeq and is a predicted model, not a curated record. Bases 387 to 3008 code for a protein of 873 amino acids. NCBI's taxonomy places the organism in Eukaryota, Metazoa, Cnidaria, Anthozoa, Malacalcyonacea, Nephtheidae. Gene Ontology annotation, cellular component: G protein-coupled receptor heterodimeric complex; membrane. The transcript is spliced from 17 exons.
AUAAUCGUCUUCCUUAUAAUUAUGGUAGGCUACGUAAAAUAAAACCAAAGGAUACUAUUUUUUAGGUAGAUUGUAUACAUGCAAUGUAAAAAGAAGUAAUCAUUCGUGUCUGAUAUAUUUAAAAAGUUCUUUAAACAAAUAAUUAUUGUUGAUAGAAUUGAUUUUAAAUCUAUAAAGCUACUGUAUAUUCAGCUUUGUCGUUUAUAACUUAAAAAUUGAAGAAGAUUAGACAUAAUAAUUUAUGGAGCCAAGGCUAAAGAUUGAAUUUUAAAAUAACACUAUUUCAGUUUUCUCAUUUUAAAUUACAAAACUAUUAACGGGGAAUGUGAUGUUAUUCUUAAAAGGAAGUGUUCAUUGUUUAUUCCGAGGGUUGGUACUGAAGAGAAAUGGAUUGGAACCAAUCUUGUCCCCAGAGCCGUUUUGGACUUUAUAGGGGGUGUUGGGUCUGGAGGCGAGAGGGAGAAGAGGAAAGACCUUGGGAUCGGCCGUUCAAAAUACCCACAUUUCUAAUGCGUCGUGCGUUGAUGUGGGCGAUUUUGUUUUGCUUUUCGAAAGCAACAAUCUCGUUAUCAAAGAAAAAGAUUUUCAUCGGAGCUUUGGUGUAUUCGUACGGUGAUGAUGCGCAAGGCUUUAAAACGGCAAUGGAGCAUGCGACAGAGAUUAUAAACAAUCGAAGUGAUAUUCUAAAGGAUUAUGAAAUCGUUGUGAAAUACACGAAUACAUUCAGCUCCCCAAUAUACACUGUAUUAGGAGUGUUUGGUUUUUUGCAAUGGCCGAAGAAUGAGUCGAUCCAGGUUAUGAUCGGACCAGCGUGGUCGAAGAACGCUGGGCCAGCUGCUAUCGCAAGCGCAAGCUGGAACGUUUUGCAGAUAUCUUACGGAGCUACAAGUGUCGAGCUACAUAAUGAUGAGUAUUACCACACCUUGUUCACUAAUGUUCCAUCGACGUCAUUUUUCAACUAUGCUCGUCUAGCUGUUCUGAAGUAUUUCGGAUGGAAGAGAGUUGCGAUAUUACAGGAAUAUGAUGAUAAACUGUACUCUUCGGCUGUUGAAAACUUUCAAAGCGUAAUUGAGUCGUUUUCAGCGAACGUUUCAAUAAUCACACUCCAAGGAUAUCAAAAAGGCUUAGCAGAUCAUCCGAAAAAGGAACUUCAGAGGUUACAGAAACUUGAUGCUCGGAUUAUAAUCGGAGAAUUUUCAAUUGAUCGUGCUGCUGAGGUUUUCUGUGAGGCUUACAAACUUGGAAUGUACGGUCCAAAAUAUGUAUGGAUUUUGGCUGCUACCUCAACGGGAGCAUGGAUAUUCACCAACGACGUCGACACAUUUUCAAAGCAUCAUAUGAAUAUUGAUUGUAAUAUCAGCCAGGUAGCCAAAGCUGCAGAAGGCUUUAUUACUAUUUCCCAAGUCGAUAUUAGACAAGAUGACAACGUCACAGUUUCUGGACUGACUUCCAGAGAAUAUUUGGCUGAAGUGCAAAGAAGAAACAAAAAAGCGCAACCGUACACCAGUUAUGCGUUCGACAGUAUCUGGGCUGCAGCACUGAUGUUAAACGAGACAUCAAACACGACUCGUCCGGAAGAUCUCGUGUUAGGAGACGACAAAUUCUUUUACGAAUAUAAAGAUUUGUUGCAGAAACAAGAAUUUGAAGGCCUCUCAGGUCCUCAUAAAUUUUAUAAGCGUGAAAGAAUUGGAACUGUUGUGAUCAGACAAAUGAGAUUGACUGAGAAUGAUAUUGCUUAUCUUGAACAAGUUGGAAGUCACGAUUCUUAUACCAAUGAAUUAAGCAUGAAUGAGAAUGAAGUGAGAAAAAUGUGGAAGGACGGCAAAGUUCCAGUUGAUGAAACAAGAAAAGAACGCAAGGUUUUGAUAUAUUCCCUGGCACAGUUGAUCUUAAUCGGUGUUUUUGCGGUUCUUGGCUUGAUUUAUUCGUUGGGAUUACUCUAUUUUAAUAUCGAGAAAAGAAAUCACAAGGUGAUUCGAAUGUCAUCUCCGAUGAUCAACAAUGUCGUUCUUCUUGGCUGCUUCUUUUGCUAUGUUUUUGUUUUCUUGUUGGGAAUUGAUUCGAGAUUUGUCGAUGAACAUGUUCUGGGAAUUUUAUGCAACGUGCGUCUCUAUGUUUUGGCAAUCGCGUUUUCCAUGGCGUUUGGGGCUUUGUUCAGUAAAACAUGGCGCGUGCACAAAAUAUUUACCGCUCAACGGGCGAUUAAGAGAAAGAUGAUGCAAGAUUUUCAUCUCAUUUUGUUUGUUCUGGUUCUUGUUCUGGUUGAUGUUGUAUUCGUAACACUUUGGAUUAUUUUCGAUCCAUUGAAAUCUGAGGACAUCAUUUUUGAUAUGGAACAGUCAAACGAUUUGAUCACAAUCCCGGUUUUGAAAAUCUGUGAUUGCACCCACAAAACUAAACUGCUUGGCGCUUUGUAUGGAUACAAAGGAAUCUUGUUGCUGUUUGGCGUGUUUCUCGCGUGGGAGACGCGCAAUGUAACGAUUCCUGCACUAAACGACUCCAAGUACAUCGGAAUGUCAGUUUACAAUGUUGUCAUAUUGUCAGCUAUCGGUGCAACAGUGUCCAUGGUUUUGAAGAGGACAGCUUAUUAUGAAUUACUUCACGUACUGGUAUCUGUCGUCGUUUUGCUUUCCACAACAGUCACUCUGACGAUGGUGUUUUUGCCGAAGGUGCAGGAGUUUUAUACAACGCCACCUGAGCCUCAAGAACGUGUUCGAACUAUGGAAACGUUAAAUAUAAGUAUGAAGACCACCACAACCACAGAAGAUGUUUAUGAAGCUUAUGUUAAGCCGAAAGAUGUCAAACAUAAGUGUAUACAAACAGAAGAUUUUAAUCCAGCAACUACAGAAGACGCAUUAUAUAAAGACAUAAAAACAGGGAUCAAUGAAGGCUUCAGUGUGGAUAAGGAGGGUGACAAGGUGCUAGAAGAAAAACUGCAGAAGUAUAAAGAGUACAAAGUUGGAUCAUUGGGGCAUUUUGAAUUUCAGGAUGAUAAAGACUGGUAUUAGUAAGGUAUAUAUUCACUAGCUAGUAUAGCUUGUUUUAGUACGAUUAUUUAUAUUUGGAAAACCUGUUAGUCUUGUUGAUCAGGGAAAUACACAUAGCCGUAUUAUAGCAAGAUCCUGAAAAACAUAAGCGUCAUUUGAAGAUGGGCUUUGAAGAUAAAUUAUAUAAAAAUUAUCGAAAUAGUA